UUCUUUUUCAUCUUCUCUCAUUUUUAAAGAAAAAACACUCUCUAGAGAGAGAACACCUUAUCACAUGCCUUUUUCUAGGCACAUGUAUGUCUCAUUGUUGUAGAACUACAAUUGACUUGAUCCCUACCAAAAAAUAUGUUAUGUAAGCAUCCCUUCAGUGGUCCAACCACAAUCAUUAAACCUCUUUUAUUUUCCAUCUAUCUAGUUCAAGCUCAACAUGAAGGCUUCUCAAAUCUGUCCAUUCCUAGCACAUCACCGAUUUCGGUUCAAACACUUAUUAUCAUUCUUUUUCUUUCACUUACUUUAGUUCGACCCGGGUCGGAUCGAAGAAUCUAAAAAAUAUCAUUUGAAAACUCGAGUCAGAUUGCGCGGUAACCGGGGAAUCAGGGAAGGAGUGACAUUCACAAUAAAUAAUAUCAAAGGAGGGAGAGCACAGGAGACGUGCCUACGCUCACUCACAGUAAUUGCCACACCCUAACUUCUCUGUCAAGUCAGGUUUAGAAAAUCUCUGCUUUAAUCUCUCUGUUCAUCUCUAUGCUCUGUUAUGAUAACUUAUGCUUGAAAAUGUGGAUGGGUUAUUAUAAGCACAAGAUACUCUGGUCCCGGUGGUUCAACAUUCAUCUAUGGUCAUCAAAUGAAAUCUAGUGAAUCUGCUAUCAUCCGUAUGUAAAACCUCUUGAGAAAGUAACCCUAAUAAAUUACGUAUUCUUGAUUCAAGGACUGUACUUAAAAAGGAACAUGCUUUUUGAUGGGUCUCCUCUUUCCUCAAAAAGGUCUCGCUUGUUCGUCAUGUAAUUCACGAGAGUUGAGCUGCCAUGCAUAAAACUUAACGUACACUAUUCUCUCAAGAUGGAGAAUAUACUAUUCCAGAAACCAUAUAAUAUACACAAGCUUUAGAUCGUCAUUUACUUUUGCUCUAAUCAGUUCUGCUAGGCUAAACUUUCGAACAGAAAAUGGGUGUAUUCCCUGGAUUUGGUAGCUGGAUCAAUCAGAACAGUCAACAGCCUCUUAAGGCCGAGUCCAAGAGAUCUGAAAAUGGCGAAUCUAAGUCGGCGUCAGAGAAAGACACUAACAAUGCUCCUGCUAAGAAGAAGGAGGAGGUGGUAUAUUAUGAUGAAAAAGAGGACACGAGACAAGGACUUUGGCAUGAAGCAGAGAAGAAGCAUCCAUGGCAUAAUCCACCUCCCAAGAUCAAGGUGACAAAUAAGAAGGGUCUUUACCAUAUGAACAUAGAAUUGACCGUGGGAAUGACUCCUAAUAUUGUCUACUACGUGUUGACUGAAAGCGAUCCGUUUUUCGAUAGGAAGAAGUGGCGCGACCUAAUGAAAAACACAUCAAGAAAGGUUUUGAAGAGAAUGGUCCGAGGCGGAUCGUCAUGGUAGAGAAAGCUGUGGCUUAUGACUUCCUUUCGCUGACGAUUAUAUCUAUCCCGAUACAUCUUACUAUGGAAGAAAACAGAAAAGAUCUUACG
Molecule: messenger RNA, 1471 nt
Organism: Brassica oleracea var. oleracea
Lineage: Eukaryota; Viridiplantae; Streptophyta; Magnoliopsida; Brassicales; Brassicaceae
Exons: 4
Coding region: 954-1382 (142 amino acids)
Source: RefSeq, a predicted model, not a curated record